This is a messenger RNA of Ogataea haglerorum, 900 nucleotides long. RefSeq lists its product as uncharacterized. The transcript has a single exon. Lineage: Eukaryota; Fungi; Ascomycota; Pichiomycetes; Pichiales; Pichiaceae. Gene Ontology annotation, biological process: L-serine biosynthetic process; dephosphorylation. The record is from RefSeq and is a predicted model, not a curated record. Bases 1 to 900 code for a protein of 299 amino acids. Gene Ontology annotation, cellular component: cytoplasm. Gene Ontology annotation, molecular function: magnesium ion binding; L-phosphoserine phosphatase activity.
AUGUCGUACAGCAUCACUGCCAUCGCCAGCAAGUCGCUACCGGGAAAUAUACAGCAGCUUGUGGAGGAGGCUGUAAAGGGCUUGUCGGUGGAUAUUGUAAAGAGCACUGUUCUGUCUGCCGGCAAAGCUGUCGAUUUUUCAUUUGAAUGCGAUAAUUUUGACCAAGUAAAAAACAAGCUCAAGUUGGUGAAACUCCCAGACGUGGAUCUGGAAGUCCUCGAGAACGGCCCUGCUCGGAAGAACAAGAAGCUUGUUGUGUUUGAUAUGGAUUCGACUCUGAUCUACCAAGAGGUGAUUGAGCUUAUUGCAGCUCAGGCAGGAGUGGAAGACGAGGUUGCCAGAAUCACAAACUUGGCAAUGAAUGGAGAAAUCGACUUCAAAGAGUCGCUCAGAAGACGGGUGGCCUUGCUUAAGGGAAUACAUUCUGCAGAUCUCUGGGAAAAGCUCAAGCCGCAGCUGGAGAUCACCAAGGGAGCCCGCGAGCUUUGUGCUACCUUGAAGAAAAUCGGCUGCACAAUGGCAGUUUGUUCGGGCGGCUUUCUGCCUUUGGCUGAGUACAUAAAAGAGCAACUUCAUUUAGACUACGCUUUUGCAAACCAGCUCAAGACGGAGAUUGUGGACGGCAAAGAGGUCCUCAGUGGACAGCCAGAAGGCGAGAUCGUUGACGGUUAUAAAAAGAGAGCAGUCUUAGAAAUGCUAGCUGAAAAACAUCAAAUUGAUCUGGACUACACUGUUGCCGUCGGUGAUGGCGCCAACGACUUGCUGAUGAUGGCCAGGGCAGGUCUCGGUAUAGCUUGGAACGCGAAGCCAAAAGUGCAGCUAGAGGCAGACUGCCGGCUUAACACAGAUUCCCUGAGAGAUGUGCUAUACAUUCUCGGAUAUAGAGACGAGGAUAUAUAA